This is a messenger RNA of Blastocystis hominis, 381 nucleotides long. RefSeq lists its product as hypothetical. The record is from RefSeq and is a predicted model, not a curated record. The transcript is spliced from 3 exons. NCBI's taxonomy places the organism in Eukaryota, Bigyra, Opalinata, Blastocystidae. Gene Ontology annotation, cellular component: cytosol; cytoplasm. The coding region runs from base 1 to 381 and encodes 126 amino acids. Gene Ontology annotation, biological process: protein ufmylation. Gene Ontology annotation, molecular function: UFM1 activating enzyme activity.
AUGAGUGCAUCAAGCGGCGCUUACAGUAGGCUAAUGGCUUUGAAAGAUAUGGGCGUUGUGGAAAAUUUCGAUGAGAUCCGCAAGAAAAAGGUGGUAAUUGUUGGAGUCGGAGGGAUUGGAAGUGUUACAGCUGAAAUGUUAGCACGUUGUGGAAUAGGAUCCUUGAUUUUAUUUGAUUACGAUACAGUAGAGGUCGAAAAUAUGAAUCGCUUAUUUUAUCGUCCAUCUCAGUGUUCCCUCCCUAAAGUGGAAGCUGCCAAGGAAACUCUGCUGUCAAUUAAUCCUGAUGUGGAAUAUACUUGCUACAAUUGUGACAUUACAACCAAUAUCCUAUACCAUUUCUACCACCUAUUUUCCUUUAUUCCUAUUUUCCUCCUAUGA